AUGAAACGUGGCACUUGUGUCCGAUCACUUGUGGCGGUCGUGACUGGAAUUGUGACGGAUUCAAAGCGAGUGUUUUCAAGCUUCUCAGACGGCUCGGAUGGGUUUCAAUGGAAGCAGAGGUACCUUCAGGAGCGCCGGGAUACUGCGAUGGAAUUCCUCAGUGACUUAAAGAAGCGGGUUCCGAUUCAUGAUGCCAUUCGUCAGAGAGCCAUCAUCAACCGCAGUGCAAUAAAAGAGAUUCACUGCGCCAAAAUUUUUGAAGAUCUUAGCUCCACUGGCGACAUUCCUGCAGAUUUGAAUGAGGGUCACUCAGUGAUAGAUGAGCUGCUUGAUGACCUGUUGUUAGAUGAGUGCACAGCCGACCGAUUGCAGCACGUGGAUGUGGGUGAUGUUCCUCUUCUAGAAGGUGAACUUCUAGGUGAUGACGCUGCGGGCGAGGAGACGAUUCGGCGCUGGCUGAAGCUAAAGCGUGACACUGCAGAUUAUCAGAGCUAUGCUUCGAUUCCUGAAGGGGAACGCUCCUCGUGGUCUGCGUGGUAUCUGCGCCACAUCAAGCCAAAGGAUGAAAACUGA
This is a messenger RNA of Leishmania braziliensis MHOM/BR/75/M2904, 573 nucleotides long. RefSeq lists its product as hypothetical. NCBI's taxonomy places the organism in Eukaryota, Euglenozoa, Kinetoplastea, Trypanosomatida, Trypanosomatidae. Bases 1 to 573 code for a protein of 190 amino acids. The transcript has a single exon. The record is from RefSeq and is a predicted model, not a curated record.